This is a messenger RNA of Salpingoeca rosetta, 3757 nucleotides long. RefSeq lists its product as uncharacterized. Lineage: Eukaryota; Choanoflagellata; Craspedida; Salpingoecidae. Gene Ontology annotation, molecular function: protein binding. The record is from RefSeq and is a predicted model, not a curated record. The transcript has 13 exons. Bases 103 to 3504 code for a protein of 1133 amino acids.
CCCACAGCAGAGGUCACAGCACCCCAGCCAAACAAGCAACAAGCAAGCAACAGAAGAGAGCAGAGAGGGAGGAGGAGAACAGACAAGGAGGAGACAGGGCAGAUGGGUGACACCCACAGCAAGGCAGAGGGAGAGGAGAGGGCGAGGGAGGAGGUGGAGGCCUUGCUGGCACAGACGAAGCUGAGGGGUGAGGUGAAGGACAAGAUCAGGGCCAUCGCCAACAACACGGGUGGGGAUAAAGUGAGCUUUUGGCGGGAUCGCCUCGGCGUCAGUGGGGCGAAGGCAUUGGCAGAGGCGCUCAAGGACAACACCUGUCUCAGAGUGCUCAACCUGUGGGACAACGUCAUCGGUAAUGAGGGCACUGUGGCGUUGGCAAAGAUGCUGAAGCACAACACGACCUUGACAUCACUCGACCUGAAAAGCAGCCGCAUCGGUCCUGUGGGCGCUGUGGCGUUGGCAAAGAUGCUGAAGCACAACACGACCAUGGCAACACUCAUCCUGGACAACAAUGAUAUCGGUUCUGAGGGUGCUGUGGCGUUGGCAAAGAUGCUGAAGCACAACACGACCAUGGCAACACUCAUCCUGAAAAGCAGCCGCAUCGGUCCUGUGGGCGCUGUGGCGUUGGCAAAGACACUGCAGCACAACACGACCAUAACAUCACUCGAGCUGUACAACAACAAUAUCGGCAAUAAGGGCGCUGUGGCGUUGGCAAAGAUGCUGAAGCACAACACGACCAUGACAACGCUCAACGUUUCCCACAAUCAUAUCACGGAGCCUGGCAUGGUGAAUGUGCUGAAGCAGCUGCAAGGCAUGGAUGCCCAAGCCAAGAUUCGGCUGUUCGAGUUCAAGCUCGAGUCCUCCACCUCCGUCGCCCGCACACUGGCCACGCUCCGCACCAAGCGCCCGGACAUCAACGUCGUGUUCAGCAAGUGGUAUUUCGAAACAGAGGACGAGUUCGACUCUUCCGCCAAAGCUGCCUACCAAGACCAGCUCGAUCUCCUGAAGCUGCUUGAGACAGGCUCCGUUCCUCUGGAGACAGCAAAAGUGUUUGUGUGCGGCGAUUACGGCAUCGGCAAGACGACGAUGAUCAAGUCGCUGGACAGUGAUGAUCAUGAACCCCAAAGUCAGGCAGAGCAGCCACCCAACGACCCAGAUCGGCCGGAUGAGCGCACACCUGGCAUCCGCGUGUGUGACAUGAAGCUUCAAGACACCACAAGCCAAGGCAACGAAGGUGGCAACGCUGCAUCUCUUCGCGUGUACGAUUUCGGCGGGCAGCUCGCAUAUAACGCCAUCCACACGCUGAUGAUGUCGGACCGCUUCGCUGCCUUUGUCGUCUGCGUCGACCUCUCCCAACCAGAACAGCACGUGAAGGAUCGCGCCAGCUACUGGCUGCAGUUCAUCUGCACGCGACUGAAGCAGGGCAUUGCGGCUGCCACAGCAACGGCAGGCGUUGAUGCCAUGGAAGAGGUGAAGCCGCGCGUCGUCAUCGUGGGCACCAAAAGGGAUAUUGCUCGCAAGAUAGGGCUUGUUGGAGCACAUUGGCAGCCCACUUGGAGCACAGCGAUGAUCGCAUACCUGCAGCACACCUUCGGCCACAUCAUCGACAUCCAAGACAGCCUCAUAUCUCUCAACUGCCAUCAGGGAGGGGAUGCGGGCUUUGAUCAGCUGCAAGCCCACUUGGUCCAGCACUGGCGGUGGCUGAAAUCACUCGAGAUGCUGGUGCCAAAGGUGGUGGGGAUUGUUGGCCCGAGCAUUGAGUCCGCUCGGCAACAACACCCAAGUUGGACGGUGUCUGAACUCCUGGAGUACAUCCGACGCAGUAGCAGUGAUGAAUUCGCCCCCACGUCUGCAUUGGACGAAGGCGUAUUCCAUCGCAUUCUCAGAUACCUCCACUCCCGCGGUGAUCUUCUCUGGUACUCUAAUACGCCAUCUUUGGCCAACCACGUCUUCGUUUCCCCAAACUGGCUCUUGCACGAUGUGAUGGGCAAGGCGUUGCAGCCAGAGGGCGUGGCUUGUGGAGGCCUCCGACCAGAGAACGGGGUUGUCACCUUCAGUGAUAUCGAAGCAUCUUUCCGCGGCAUCGCCAGCGCUGACCUCGUCAUCAACGUGCUGCAACACGCCCUCCUUUGCUUUGAGCUGCCACCUGCUGACGAUGGCCAACGACGAUUCAUGCUGCCGAGUCGCGUGGAGCGCUUGGUUGGCGUUGGUGACGCCUGGCCACAUGACGAGUGGCCUCUUUAUGCCGGGCGGCGCAUGGUGCGCGAUGGCGUGCAAUGCCUUGGGCUGCUCCGAGGCGGCCGUGAAGUUGACGUGUGGGUCCGAGCACUCGCUGGCGCCGAGUGCAACGCCUGGAGCUGCAUGACGCAGGUCUUCGAUUUGCUGCAGGAAGAGGCGCAUGGCAUCGACCACGUAAUCCUUGUGCUCAGUGCCAAUCACUUGAAGCAGCACAAGCAGUAUCCAGCCGGGUAUGACAUUACUUCGCUCCACAACAAGCGUGCGAGCGAUAUUGUGACGUCCACCCACCACAGACCAGGCUGCUCCGUCAUGGAACGUGUUGGGGAUCUGCUUGUGCACAAUCCCGUCCUGACAGCACCCUGGCACCAAUCUGGCCACGAGUGGCACCAUGCUGCCUGGCGGCUCGACGACAGCUUUGACCGCCAGUUGCAGUGGACUGGGCCUGGCAAUCAUGACGUGUACUCUGCGCCACUGCCAGCCGACACCGACUUGUAUCGGUGGAUAGAGAACCAGAUGGGACUGGGCCUCACCCUGUCACGCGUGGAGGUGACCAAGUCCACCACAAUGCUGCGGGCGUUCAAAGCGCAAGUGGAGCGGUCGGCGACGCGCCGUGGCAGUGCAAACCCGUCCAACCCCUUCAACAAGGACUUUGGGGCUGGUGAUCCGGACAAGCGCGCCAUGCUCGACCGACUUAAGACGCAGUUUGCAGAAACACCCGGUGACGUGAACCACGUCAGCGUGCUGAUUGGUUUCCACGGGUGUGCUGAAGACGUGGCUGACAACAUCACGGCCACGGGCACCACCAACCUCAGCAGUCCAGAGGAUCCAGGUUUCUUCGGCGCUGGUAUCUACCUCACACCGCAAGCUAACUAUGCUGCCGGGUACUCGACACGCCUGCUCACUGGCCACUGGCGUGCACCCAACACAGACGGGGAGCACUUGAUGCUCCUCUGCGCUGUCAGUGUCGGCCUGGCGUACCCCGUCACCAGGAGGGCGGACUACACUGGGAAGAUGCCGCCCCUCUGGGACGCCACAAACAACAUGCUCAUCCCAACAUGUGAUUUCUUUGGUAAGCCCUUGCACAGAGGAUGCGACACCCACUAUGCGCAGGUGACGAAAAGCAUGCAUUACCAAGCCACCCCCACACCUGGCACCCUUGGCUUUGAGGAGUACGUCGUGUCGCAGGAGGCACAGGUCCUCCCGUUUGCCAAGGUGUUUGUGAAUGUUGACAUGAACGCGUAUUUGUCGCACUUGUCGACCCUGCCAUGAACACAAGAGUGUAGAUGUUCACAAGUGUGCCUGUUGUGUUGACAGCUUUUGUUUUGGCCGAUUGUGUUUUGUGUGCUUUGUGUUUUGUGUGUGUGUGUGUGUUUGUUUGCGUGUAUGUGUGUGUGUGAGCGUGUGUAUUUGUGCGUGCUUUUCAAGUUGGCUUUGUUCUUUUUCAAUCGUUCCUUCCUGCUUAGCGCCUUAUCUCAGCCAAUCAUACAGUUCUCUCCCGUGACACAGACUGAGGAAACGGUUG